AUGUCUCUCACCACUGCGAAUCACCCUGAUGGCUCAGCCUUGCUGGAUGAUCCGACCCCAUAUCGCCAACUUGGCGGGUCUCUUAUGUAUCUACUGAUCACCCUGCCAAAUUUGUCCUUUGCGGUUAACAGGCUAUGCCAGUUCAUGCACAACCCCAUGCAGGAUCAUUGGGUGGCUCUCAAACACGUGUUGCGGUAUGUGAAGGGAACCAUGCACCAUGGUCUGCGUCUCAUGCCCUCUUCCUCGUCGGUGAUUCAUGCCUUUUCCGACUCCGACUGGGCUGGUUGCUCUGUUGACAGGAAAUCCAUUGCAGGCUACAUAGCAUUUCUUGGCCCGAAUCUACUCUCUUGGAUUUCCCAUAAGCAACGCACUGUCGCUCGCUCAUCCACCGAAGCGGAAUACAAGGCCCUCGUCGACGCUGCAGCGGAGGUCACUUGGAUACAAUCGCUUCUACGAGAACUCGAGUUGCUUCCGUCGAUGGUCCCAGUCCUGUGGUGCUAUAAUCUGAGAGCGACGUACUUGUGUUCCAAUCCAAUCUUCCACGCACGGACGAAACACGUAAAAGUGGACUACCAUUUCGUCCGAGACAAGGUUUCAUCCGGCGCCCUAAAAGUUAACUUUUCCUCAACCCAUGAUCAGUUAGGAGACAUUUUCACCAAACCCCUCUUUGCUACUCGGUUUAAUGAGCUUCGAGUCAAGCUGGGCAUUGUCCUAUGUCCCCCGUAA
Messenger RNA from Ipomoea nil (Japanese morning glory), 726 nucleotides. RefSeq lists its product as uncharacterized. Bases 1 to 726 code for a protein of 241 amino acids. The record is from RefSeq and is a predicted model, not a curated record. The transcript has a single exon. Lineage: Eukaryota; Viridiplantae; Streptophyta; Magnoliopsida; Solanales; Convolvulaceae.